UGAAACCACUUGUAUUCCUUAUGUCUCGAUAGAUGGAUGGUGAAUCAUUCGAUAGAUAUUUGAACUCCAGUCCGACGAAUGCAUAUUCUGUUGUUCUGUUUCACGCUUCGUGGUGUCCAUUCUCGAGGAAUAUGAAACCAAAGUUUGCAGCCCUUAGUUUCAUGUUUCCUCAGGUGAAGCAUAUAACGAUUGAAGAAUCUGAAGCCAUGCCAAGUUUGUUCUCACGAUACGGAGUUCAUAGCUUGCCCUCAAUAAUAAUUUUGAACGGGACAGCACAAGUGCGUCAUCACGAACAGAAGGAUCUUCCUUCCCUUGUGCGUUUCUAUAAGAAAACUACAGGAUAUGAACCGGUUGUGAAUUUGGCUGAAAAUGAUCUAGGAAGUCUCUUUGAAAUUGAUCAUGGAGUUGAUGAGACAUGGAAAUGGAACUCUAUGGAGGGAAUAUUAGAUAGAGAGCCUUAUCUAGUAUUUUCAGUGAUCUUUCUAUUGUUUAGGGCAGUUAUGUAUUUCUUCCUUAAGGAAAUAUCUAAUAUAAUCGAGAUGUGGUAUGCUACCAUACCACGCCUAAAUCUAAGAAUAUUUGGGGAGUCGAGGCAGCUUCUUGGCCGAGCCUUGGACUUGAUGGAUUUGAAGAGAAUGUGGAGGAAACUGAAACUGUGCAAGACGAAUGGAGCUAGGAAUGCUCAUGUUUGGGCAUCUUCUUCAUUGGCAUCCGUUUCAUUGGGAAAACGGUUUAAAUCAGAAGAAUCCUAAACUUUUAGGGCUUUUCAGGUUCAAUCGAGAAAAGGGUAUCUUCUCUUCUGAGGGCAAUGGCUCACUGGGAUUAAUCUACAAUUUUUUUUUUGGCUUUUUUGUUUUUGUUGCUUUUCACGUUCUUUGUAACAUUCCAGAAAGCAGUCAUUUGUUCUUUUGCCCAAGGAGAAGAUGAAAAUGGAGAUGUAAAAUUGUUUUUUUUCUGUAUAUUGAAUUAGUGUUUUGUGAGUGGUACUUAUAUGCUUCAAUGUAUUCAACCUGACUUCUCUUCUUUGGAUUAGAAAUCUUGUAUUUAUAUUAAUACGCCACUAUUAGAACAAA
Molecule: messenger RNA, 1073 nt
Organism: Impatiens glandulifera
Lineage: Eukaryota; Viridiplantae; Streptophyta; Magnoliopsida; Ericales; Balsaminaceae
Product: 5'-adenylylsulfate reductase-like 5
Exons: 3
Coding region: 33-752 (239 amino acids)
Source: RefSeq, a predicted model, not a curated record